This is a messenger RNA of Rhizophagus irregularis DAOM 181602=DAOM 197198, 456 nucleotides long. RefSeq lists its product as uncharacterized. The record is from RefSeq and is a predicted model, not a curated record. NCBI's taxonomy places the organism in Eukaryota, Fungi, Glomeromycota, Glomeromycetes, Glomerales, Glomeraceae.
AUGGAUAAGAUUUGGUCCAACUUAUACAAAAAAUAUAAAAAAGAAACUGGGCAUGAGCCAUGGCAAUUAUCAGAAGAUCACCUUCUCAUAAAUUCAAAGCCAGAAAACAAAGUAUCCUAUUUAUCUUCUUCUGAGCCUAUAACUUUUGAAGUCAGACCUGAUCCAGAAUUAAUUAUCAAAUCCAUCUUAGAGCACUUCCCAUACUUGAAAUUUGGAAAUAGUUUCAGAGGGAUUGAUAAUUAUGAUUUUACAUCACCUCUGCCGUGGAAUUCACCAUGUCCUAUUUGCGAUGGAAAACAUGGGAAUUAUGGAUUACAUGACGAACGGUACCACAAAAAUGGGAAUCAGUUCCCUUAUGAUCCUGAAUUAGCGAAAUUGUAUUCCCAAGUUAAGUUGGAAUAUUAUCUUACUUGCUUCACUCCAAGCAAUAAAUUCAAAUUCGCGAUCGUAGCAUAG